CCCAGUAGAUGCGGUGCACUUUCACAUCGGGAACCGAUGUCGUUCAAAACGAUUUUUGCGAGUUCUUCCUCGCCCCGAGAAAUCCGGAGACUCGCACCGAAGACCUGAGGAAUGGCCUAUCACGGACGGUGGCUACAAAAAUGCCUCAAUUACAAGCCUCUGCGGGCGUGGUUUGCCGGAGUUGGGACAAGAUUCAUACUGCUUGCUCUUCUCGCCUUUGUCAUCGUGUCGCUAUUUAUGCAUUAUUACAUUUCAAAGUUUGCGGGCACAGUGGAUUCAGCAACAGACCUGCAGAGGCGCAUCCAACUUGACGACAUUCAUGUUUUAGAGGACCUAAAGCUGAGGAUUGAAGAAUUCCUUCGCAUCAAGUUGUCCGUGAGCAGCGAGCUUCGAGACCUGGAAAAGAAGCGACAAAGGCUGCAGGCUGAAAUUUUCACCUUGACUCAAAGUGUUGAAGAAUCAAAGCGUGGCUACACAAAAAACCGCCUCGAACUUGACCGCAUCAAGCUUUCCUUGAAACAAGCCGCUUAUGCUCGAGAAGAGCUGGAAAACCGAAACAUACCGCUUCUUCGACCACCUCUGAAGCUUCUGACAGGAGAAGAUGCGCGUCAACUGUACCUGCCAACACCAGAGCCACCAGAGUGCCAGAUGCAUUCGUGCUUUGACUACUCGCGCUGCUCCCUCACAUCCGGCUUUCCUAUUUAUUUUUAUCCUACUGAUGACUCGGUUCUGGAGUUGAAUGUGCGUGCAUCCCUUGCCCAAAUACUUGACACUAAUGUUCACACCACGUUUGAUCCAAGUGCGGCAUGCGUUCAUGUGGUUAUCCUCGGUGGCCACUUGCCAUCGUGGUCAGUGGCAAGUUAUCUUCGGCAGCUGGCGCAUUGGAAUGGCAGCGGACGCAAUCAUAUUGUAAUCAACCUGGGCAGCACCACCAUUCUCAGCGAAAAGCAUGUGCAGCGAGCCAUCGUGGUGCAGUCAUCUGCAGGGGCGGCGACUUUCAGGCGAAAGUUUGACAUCACGAUAACACCAGCACCAUUGGGCAAGGAACUAGCACACCCAUGGGAGUCGGCGCCGGUGAUAUUGCCCGCACGUCGGCGGUAUCUUCUGAGCUUCCAGGGGAGACUCGCACAGGACACCAACAUCACCCUAGCAGCCCGCGCAAAUGAGAUGAUUGUCAACGUUCUCAGUAAAAUGUUGCAAGGCUUUGACAAUGAGUUGAACUUCACUUUCAGCUGCUUGGCAGCUGAAAAUGCGUCUUCUGUGCCAAAUGACUGGCUGCUGUGUGGCGACCACUUUAGUCGUGCCCAGCUGCUACAAGAGUCAACAUUUUCAAUUGUCUUUGCCCCUCCUACUGACUUUGUGUCGACGGCCACAUUCCUGGUGCGCAUUCGUGAGAGUCUGCAAAAUGGGGCCAUCCCUGUCAUUCUCGGUGGCGAUGCCGUCGAGCUGCCAUUCUCCGAGUUUGUCGACUGGUCACGCGCAGCGCUCUUGCUGCCACUGGCCCGGGUCACUGAAGUCCACUUUAUCCUGCGGACCUACUUGGACGCUGACAUCGUGGAGCUACGGCGCCGUGGCCGCCUGCUUUGGGAAAAUUAUCUGUCAACGACAUCCCGCAUGAUCAACGCAGUGCUUUCCCUUGUCCGCACACGGCUUGGGAUUCCUGCUCCACCAUCGCAUGAGGAGCCAUCGCCAAGUGUGUUCAACAGCACUUUUCACCCACUCAUCGUUGAAGCGGCACCCAACACGGAGACAGAUGAAAUGCUAGGUCCCAUUGAGCCACCAUUUCCCUCACUGACAUACCAGAGGAACUUCAGCAUCACCCUGAAUGACCAGGCAAAAGUGUGGAACGAAGAUUUCGACCCACACACUAUGUACCCGUAUGGGGUUCAAGAGCCUAUUCUCCCCUCCGAGGCAAAGUUCAUGGGCUCUAGUUUCGGCUUCAGGCCGGUUGCUCAAGGCGCUGGUGGCUCUGGAAAGGAGUUUGGUGAAGUUCUUGGCGGGAAUGUUCCCAGGGAGCAGUUCACAGUGGUGAUGCUGACAUAUGAGCGAGAGGCAGUGCUGAUUGACUCGCUUCAGCGACUGCACAGCCUUCCCCACUUGAACAAGGUCAUUGUCGUGUGGAACAGCUUGAAGCCGCCAUCUUCUGACCUGCGCUGGCCUGAUAUCGGUGUUCCCAUUGAGGUGGUGCGUGCAAAAAAGAACAGCCUCAACAACCGCUUCCUGCCGUUUUCCUCUAUCGAGACGGAAGCCGUGCUCUCAGUCGACGAUGACACGCAUCUCCGUCAUGAUGAGAUAGUGUUCGGGUUCAGGGUUUGGCGUGAAGCCCGGGACCGCAUUGUGGGCUUUCCGGGUCGCUACCAUGCGUGGGACGUCAACCACAAGUCGUGGUACUACAACAGCAAUUACUCCUGUGAGCUGUCCAUGGUACUCAUGGGGGCUGCUUUCUUCCACAAGUACUAUUCGUACGUGUACACCUACGUGAUGCCUCAAGCCAUCCGGGACAAGGUAGACGAGUACAUGAACUGCGAGGAUAUCGCCAUGAACUUCCUAGUCUCACACAUCACCCGGAAACCACCUCUCAAGGUGACAACACGGUGGACAUUCCGGUGCCCAGGUUGCACGGUGUCAUUGUCAGCUGACGACUCGCACUUUCACGAACGAGACACCUGCCUCAAUUUCUUUGUCAAGGUGUACGGCUACAUGCCCCUGCUGUACACUCAGUUCAGGCUUGACUCCAUUCUGUUCAAAACCCGCAUACCGCACGACCGGCAAAAGUGUUUCAAGUUCAUCUGAGCAUCACUCAUCAGUCAUCUGUACACACGGGUCAUCACUGCAGUUUACAACAGAUGCAGGCUUGCCACUUAGACAAGGACAUAGAUGAUGGGCAGCGCCAGCCCCAAGACAGUGGUCUUGUUGCUGGCGGUUUUGCCCAUAGGUCAUGACUGCACCGUCAUUUCUGCCCAUGAUUCACUUCUGAGACCAUUCUGUGUUACCGUGAACUGUGAGCGGUCUUUGCGAAUUUCCACAGCGGAACGAUAAUCCUGUG
Messenger RNA from Dermacentor silvarum, 3046 nucleotides. Its product is annotated as exostosin-3. The transcript is spliced from 10 exons. The coding region runs from base 112 to 2793 and encodes 893 amino acids. Gene Ontology annotation, molecular function: glycosyltransferase activity. Gene Ontology annotation, cellular component: membrane. The record is from RefSeq and is a predicted model, not a curated record. NCBI's taxonomy places the organism in Eukaryota, Metazoa, Arthropoda, Arachnida, Ixodida, Ixodidae.